This is a messenger RNA of Rhagoletis pomonella (apple maggot), 603 nucleotides long. It is a transcript of the gene mRpL18, whose product is annotated as 39S ribosomal protein L18, mitochondrial. NCBI's taxonomy places the organism in Eukaryota, Metazoa, Arthropoda, Insecta, Diptera, Tephritidae. Gene Ontology annotation, molecular function: 5S rRNA binding; structural constituent of ribosome. The record is from RefSeq and is a predicted model, not a curated record. Gene Ontology annotation, biological process: translation. Gene Ontology annotation, cellular component: mitochondrion; ribosome.
CGGGUGUUGCGCAAAAUCAAAGAAAUUAGCAAACCAACUGGUGAGCCUGUAGUAAUUAACCGUAAUCCCCGCAACCUGGAACGGCUGCGUAUUGCACAUAAGCCCAACGGAUAUUUUUUGGAAAAACCUGGCCGCUCGUUUUGGCAUAAGUUAGAACUCAGCAUAAGUGGGCGAUAUGUUACCGCGGAAGUAAGACACUUCGAGAACGGACCCAUUAUCGGCGCUAGUACGUCGGAAUGGGCGAUUAAAAAACAUUUAUACAAAACGUCUGACACACCUGCCUUUGUAAAUCUUGCUCGUGUGUUGGCAAUGAGGUGCCUACAAUCUGGUAUUACCGAAAUGGCCUGCAAUAUCAAUGCGGUUGCUGGCGGUAAGGUGGACAAAUUCCUAAAAACGUUAGAAGAAAACGGGGUAAAGUUACAGGAACCUGAACGCUUUGUCGCACCAUUGCCAUGGGAUGCUGUGCGACAUGAGAAACCGUGGGAGGUGUUGGAAGAUCAUUUAAAAUCCAAUCAACAGCCAAAGAAAGAUGUGAACACAAAGAAAGAAUAGAUUAUUUACAGUUUUUGUUAGCAAUAAAUUGUUAAUUUUAUUUUAACUGAA